Molecule: messenger RNA, 1857 nt
Organism: Trematosphaeria pertusa
Lineage: Eukaryota; Fungi; Ascomycota; Dothideomycetes; Pleosporales; Trematosphaeriaceae
Exons: 4
Coding region: 133-1755 (540 amino acids)
Source: RefSeq, a predicted model, not a curated record
AGCGAACGCCACCUGCCGGGCACAGGACACGCUAGUUCUCCCCAUGCCCGCCAACGACGCCUAUAUGGACGCAGCCAUGGGCUGAGGGAGCAAUUCCCUGUUUCUGUUCUCCGAAAACUCAAUGCACUAGAAAUGGCUUUUCGAAUCUCCUGUCUCGCGUUGUUCUUGGCGUAUGCCUUCGCCGCCGAUUGCCCAGCUACAACCACCCCGAUAGUGCUAACGAUCUCUAAUUGCACAAUAGCUUCGCAGGACUCCUCUUCCUACGGCGUUAGACUGGAUGUCGGCGAUCCGAGGCAAAAUUUGUGCGGUACUCCGAGCACUGUUGUGGACAACACGCUGCUCAUUUCGUCAAAUAUCUGCACCGGAGUACUUCCCCCAAACAUGACUACGCAGGCCCAGUGUCAAUCCUAUCAUGGAGGAACCUUCAAUAUCGCCGCGGCAGGUACAUCAUUUCACAAUAUAUCGCUAUCAACCGCGAACUUGCCGCUGGACCAGGGUUGGACAAGAUUCAAUCCCCCUUACACCGCGGCCGGAGAGACAGACCUGCACGUAGUCUCCAACGUCGCUAUCCCAAACAUGACAGUCGUAGUCAUCACCGAAGGCAUCAAUUUCACCGCGGGCCACAUCGGGCUCGGGAAAGAUUCGGUUAUCCUGCACCACCUGAAGGAUUCCAACAUGAUCCCCUCCCUCGGCUUUGGACUUAAUGCCGGCAGCCAAUCCAUUCAGAAUCCCCGCGACGGUAGCCUCGUCCUAGGAGGCUACGACUCUGCUAGUGUCACAAGCUCUUUCUAUACACAUACCAUGAACUAUUCCGAUAUGCUGUUCGGACGCCACUGUCCACUCCAGGUCCAGAUUGAGGGCCUGCAGCUUCUCGUGGAGGGGCAGGAACCAAUCCAGCUUAUUGGGGAAGGCGAUGGGCACGCGGCGUGCAUCGAACCAUAUGACAAUCUAUUUCGACUCUCUGAAGUGGGCCUUUCAACGUUCAAAGAGGUCACUGGCUGGUCCGCAAACACCACCUACGAUUCGCAAGACCUCUAUAUCCCCGAGCCAGGCCUCAUCUACCCCUCCACCACCGGCUUCAACGGCAGCCUAAAGUUCUUCCUUAGCGGCGGCUUCACGGUGGAAAUUCCCAACUCCGAGCUGCAACAUCCACUCCGCGGUCUCGAUAAGAACGGAAACUACGCUCUUAAUACCAGCUACACGCAGGUCAAUAUGUAUGAAGAGCCUCUCGCUCCGUGGGUGCUCGGAAAAGUGUUUCUUUCCCAGGUAUAUCUAGCAGUAGACUACGAAGCCCAGCAGAUCCAGCUCGCCCAAGUGCACCAAAACGACAUUACCCCCUCCCCCGUCAAAUUCGCCUCCACCAACACCUCGUGCAAGACUUCAAAGCUCAGUGGAGGAACCAUCGCCGCCAUCGUGCUCGGUGUUGUGCUCGGCCUAGCAUUUAUUGUCGGAGCGGGCUACUAUCUCUACCGUCGGCGCAAGCGGCAAACCCAGCAGCCGAGCACAGUCACAGUCACACCGGAUCCCACUAUCCCAUCAGACCAGCACCCCUCGGCCAUCGAAACCAACCCCGUCACCUGGGAGAAGCUGCACGGGCCGUUUGAGAUGACGGCGGAACGGAGGACGUCCGAGAUGGAGUCUCCGAAUAUGGGAUAUGCGCCUCCGUCGCCGCGUGCGCCGCCGUCGCCGCAUGCGCCCAGCGAGCCACGAGCUGCUCAGGCACCUCUACAUGAGAGGGCGGAGGAUGCUGCUUAGCCCGUCUCCAUCCAGGCUUUGCAGAUUUGUUACUUUGUCGACGUGAGGAAACGUAGCGCUUUGGGACCGUGCGGAGAGUAGACGUUAAGCAGAUACGGCAGA